AUGGAGCCUGACCCUACCACCUUGGACCAGGAUGCUCUGGAAACAAGGGCCCAAAGUUCCACUCCCCCUCUGCGCAUGAUUGAGCAGGCCACGGCAGGUUAUGACAUGUUUGACCGACAUCGGCUUCUUGUGCGCUGGGUGUUGGCCAACGACGGAUUCUUUCAUCCGGACGUUCAAAUCGCCUUCAGUCAAAGCAAAGGGUUUCAUGCUGUGGUGGCCGAGGGACAGAGCCUUCCCAGCGGCACUCGCAUCACAAGCUGUCCCAUGCCAAUCACUUUAUCAGUGCUCAAUGCUCUUGAUGUCGCACCCUUUUCAAGUCGUGGCACCCGGUUUCCAGACUCUUUCCUUCGCACUCAGGCCAGCCGGCCAGAAUCCUUACAAACCUUCUUUCUUAUGGAGCAGCUGCUCCUUGGGGACCAGUCUUGGUGGGCACCAUACAUUGCGACACUGCCCACGGUCGAAGAUGUUUCUCAAUCACAGUUCGAAGAAGAGGCGGAUCGGCUCUGGCUCGAGGGCACUAAUCUCAAGGGCGCCUUCUCUGCCCAGACCUCCCGAUGGAAGGACAUGUACCGGCAAGGCAUGGGUCAACUAAAACAGUUGCACUGGGCUAACGCCGUCAAUGGAGCUUACACAUGGCCACGUUUUAGAUGGGCCGCAGCAAUCUUUGGGAGUCGCUCAUUUACUUCACAGGUCCUUGAUGACACCCUCCCGGCAGACAAAGCUCGUCUACAGUACCGACGGGACAGCGACCCCCAUGAUCUUGUUACUCUCUUUUCCCAUCGAUUCGGGGUUCUUCUUCCAUUGAUGGAUCUCCUCAAUCACAAACCUGGGGCUAAGGUCGAAUGGCAGGCCCGUUACAGUUUCGUUGGCCUUCAAAUACUCGAACCCUACGAAUCUGGCCAGGAGCUCUGCAACAACUAUGGCCCUCGCGACAAUGAAGGUCUCCUUCUGGCAUACGGCUUCACAAUCCAGGAUAACCCUUUCGACCAUGUUGUGAUAAGCAUCAGAGUUCCCCAAGGGUCCCCGUUAGCCGGCGCUCGAACCUGGAAACCGGAUACCAGAUCAGAUCCAGAGAGGAGGUGCUUUAUAUUCAACCACCAGCACCCACAAUCAACCUCCGCAAGAUCGUUAGAGACAUCGAUUUUUUCUUUUGAUCUGCUGGACAGUGUGUCAUUACUAUGCGCAAAUGAGCGAGAGCUCCAGACCAUGUACGCAAGAAAGCAGACACUGAUAAGCUAUUGCCUUGGCGAAAACCCCAAGUUCGAAGACGGUCGCAUUAUUCUCGCAACCAUAAGUCAACUGUUGACUGACUGCACGGAACGAGCUAAUAGGCUGAGAGCUAGCCAUCCAGCCGCAAAAGACCCCGAUGUCACUCCAUCCAGCCCCAAACAGAAAAACGCAAGCAUCUACCGAGACAGCCAGCUCACCAUUGUCCAGACAGCGGUUGCUCUCUGCAAAUAUGUCCUCAAAUCUGCAACGACUGAAGAUCCCGAUGCAGAUAUUCUGGCGAAAUUGCGCCAGGAAAUGCCAAAUUCCAUCAUCCGAAACCUUCAGUCACUUGUUUCACGACAUGACCGCCUUACACACCCACAUGAGCUGCUUACCAGUACAGCCAUACUUGCAAUGCUUCCCAGCAGUCUCUCGACGUGUUUACAGAAAUACUUGUCGGAAGUGGAGAACAACCUCCAGCGCAUUUGCAACUGGGAGAAAGACACCUCGAUCAAUCUGGAUAAGAGCCGGCUUGCGGUCAUUCUGUCAGCACUUUACGGGGAAUAUGCUCAUGGAGUCAAGUUGCCGCAUCGGAUUUCCGAGUGGCUGCAGCAACUAGUCGAGUGGUACCCCCCCGAUAACGAGUCGUGGGCAUACGUACCCGCUCCUGGGCCGUGGGCCCCAGGAGAUGAGCCUCCAGCUGAACUAAUGAGCCUCCUCGCUGCUCGAGCUGCCAUUUCCCCAAGGAUGCCGGCCGAGUCCAACGUCAAGCGGUGGUUAAGACCAGAGAGAGUCUGUUGGGGCUGGAAUGUCAUGGAGGAGGAGAUGGUUCGGGUUCCAGCAAGUGUCCUGGCACCCAAUGAUACAGAAGCAGAGUCAGGGCUGCCAUCAAGCUCAAUACUGAUCUAUUGGCGUCGCUAUUAG
Molecule: messenger RNA, 2133 nt
Organism: Capronia epimyces CBS 606.96
Lineage: Eukaryota; Fungi; Ascomycota; Eurotiomycetes; Chaetothyriales; Herpotrichiellaceae
Exons: 2
Coding region: 1-2133 (710 amino acids)
Biological process (GO): peptidyl-lysine monomethylation
Molecular function (GO): protein-lysine N-methyltransferase activity
Source: RefSeq, a predicted model, not a curated record